Amoebophrya sp. A25 is the source of this 5132-nucleotide messenger RNA. The record is from the annotation of a GenBank genome assembly. NCBI's taxonomy places the organism in Eukaryota, Dinophyceae, Syndiniales, Amoebophryaceae.
AGAAUUUUGAAGAGGUAGAACAAUGGUAUUGAUAGAUAAUUAUAUCGUAACCAGGACUAGUACAUUAAAAACACUAAUUUGGUACUAGUACUCUUCAAGUGGCCUAACCCGAAAGCAAAACACGCAUAAGAAUGACGUCAUCAACAGCGGAAGUGAGUUACUUUUGUCUAGGCUGGAUCACUCUCACUACGGAGAACAAGACGUCAACGAAUAUAAGAAGAAGAAGUGCCGACCUGCUGUCCGCGCAUACAACGAAUCGCGCUCGUGGACUCACUUAGAAGGAGACAGGAUUAGAAGGGUUUAUUAGAACUCUGAAGAAAAUAUUUAGAUUUAUUAGGUUUGUUUGUUUCAUUUUCCUGUACUAGUAGUCGAUUUCGCUGCGCCUGCUUCCCUAUUUUCCCCGGUGUUAACGAGGCCCGUUGCACUAGGGAACCCGAAAGACUUUUUCCAUGGAUUUAGCUUUUCGAGUACUGGAUUUUCCACGAACUAUAGUCCAACUGCAGGGUGUGGAGUGGUUGUUGGGUUGAGAGAACAAAGACGAGUUGAUACAACCAGUCGGGUGCGGGUAUAACUAUCGAGGGAACACUUGGACCGGAAGCAAGGGGCAAGGGACAUUGUGGAGUGUUUUUUGUAUUUGUGUUUCAAACGCGUUUCUUUGAUUACAAAACGAGAGUUUCACAUUUUAGACGAGAAUGAAAUAGGCACGAAAUCGGGUCUGAAAUAUUUCCUAUCUUUCGUAGAUGACGACAGAGUUUAGACCUACCAGACACUAUUUUUCAUUUUCACCAUUGAUUACUGCUUCCUUUGUUGCAGCCCCUACGUACGCACCCCCAUCAACCUUUUUAAUUGAUCUAAGUAGUGUGUUUUUCUGAUCCUGUUCCUGUCCCUCACUCUGGUGUUCCAUCCUUUUAUUCCCAGUGUGAGUGAUGUUGUUUUUGUAGCUGAACGAAUGUAGGAUUCAUCAAAUCUUCUUGGGAGUAGAUUAAGGUUAACAUGGUCCACGUAUAAUUCAAAGUAGCAGUUCUAAGAAAAUUAAAAUGAUUUCUUCUUUGUUGAUACACUUAGGUAGGGGUCCUCGUUAAAAUGUGUUGUAAACGUCGAUUCCUAUAUUGGAAUCCGCAACACCUUAUAGCACCUCUUUGAUCAGUACCCUAGACUCAGUUGCAGAUAGAAGUAGUGGAGAAAAAGUCCGCUCGUUGUAGUUCGAGUUUAUAAAUUAUCAAAAUCCUUUUUAGAUCAAUUAUCAAAAAAAUCAACAAGAACUACGUCUUCGACUUCGACUUGCAGUUGUUUCUGGUUGUGAAGGUCAAAGUGUGGGUAUCAGUGAGCAUUAGAUGCCGUCUAUCCGAGGAUUCAAAUUCUAGUUCUAGUACUUGUUCUACAUCUACGUCUUCGGCCACGCGCGGCAAUCGAGAGACACCGGUAUCAACGCCGUAUCAGCGACGAGUCCCACGAACACUUCAAGUACAUCGACAGACUCCCCUGAACAUCAAUCAAAAUGUCGCUGAUACAGCGGUUUACGGCGGCGGCCAUGAGUAAGGAGACGGGCGUCUACACCACCCAUUUCUGGGGACCCGUCGCGAACUGGGGUCUCUCGCUAGCAGCAGUCUACGAUAUGCAGUUUAAAAGUACACGAUCCUACAGGCUAAAAGAAGAUGUACACGGUCCUUCAGAGACGGUGAUCGGUCUAGUAUAGCCUAGAAACUAGGACUUAGCGUAGCGCUACCAGCUCUAGGACGUAGUUUUGUUUUUGGCUAUUCAGCAGCCAUUCAUGUCUGCCAGUUUUCCUGGUAGGCCCACACCUAACCUAACCUUAUGGACAAUUGUGCUGUUAUUUUUUUAUGAAAAUAUAUUCCUCGAUGAGUUGUAUUUCUUUUUCCAAAAACUGCUAGGUCCCGAAGUCGUCUCUUACAACAUGACGGGUACGCUUUGCGUCUACAGUCUCCUCUUCAUGCGGUUCGCGUGGAUGGUGCAGCCGAGGUAUAAUCGUAUAGUUUUGAUGUCUUUGCUUGAUCUUGAGCUCGUUUUCAAGGUUCAAUAGCAGUCAUGAAGUAAAGCUUGAUGCUGAUCCAAGAGAACAUCCCACAUUCUGUUUUCCCGUCUCAGUUCUGGUUUGCGCACCAAAAAAUUAGAACGACUUACCUCCUUGUGUCCCUCGCCCUCCUUACCAGAAACUACAUCCUCCUUGCGUGCCACGCGUUCAACGAGGUGGCCCAGUGUACGCAGUUCAUAAGAAAGUGGAAUUAUGAUAACGCGAAAGCCGCACAGAUGGGCCCAGCAGCCCUCGGUAUGGCCGCUGCGGGUGGGUCAACGCCACCAGGAUGGCCAGGAAUUGUCCCGAAAGUGCAGGCGCAUGUACUCUAGAUGCACUCUUUUAAAAAUUAUCCCUUCUUCUGAAGAGAGAGAGUUUCUUGAAUUCUAAGGCCAAUGAAAUUAUCCCUUCUUCACCAGGAGAUGCUUAAGUAUGAUCUUGUUUCCUUCUUGACCUUCAUCUCCACUCGUCCACUACAACAGGUUCUAAAAGCCCCCAUGCCUGACUUACUGCGUACCUUUUUAGCUCAUCCGGCUGGGCCAUUUACAGUGCAUUUUUGGGCGCCGACAUUUAAGUGGAACUUGUCUAUCGCAAAUCUAGCCGACUACAAGAGGCCAACGGAAAUGGUCUCUACUGCGCAGCAGUUAGCUUUGGCGUCUACGGGGUUGAUUUGGACAAGGUACCACGGAUUAUACUCACAAUUUUGAUCAUCACUCUUUUAUAAUUAAUCAAAAAUCCGGUGAACUACAACCUGGCAGCUUUUUUGUACACAUGAUUCGUCGAAAAUUUUCCCCCUUUAUGAACGAAUAUUAUUGCCCAAGAACUGAUCCUCCCGGGGAUGUACAUGUAUGUACGUUUUUUGGCUAAAAAACCCCUUACUCCAUAUGGUUCGCUUUUGGCAUAGUCUAAUCAAAAAUAAAGGUGGAGCUUCGUGAUCAAUCCGGUGAACUACAACCUGGCAGCCGUUAACAUAGCGCUCGCUGGCAGUUCGGUUUACCAUUUGAUGCGGAAAUCAGUCUACGACCCGUUUCCCAGUGAAAAGAAGUAAAACAUGUCAUCUUGUUGUUCUAUGGGAAGAGGAGUAGUCAUCUCUUCUAACUAUGGGUGGAAGAGAAGUAGAACAAGACGCUUGUUCCCAUUAUGUUGUUGUGAGAAGGCAAGGGACCAGCAUGGGGUGAAGGUCUCAUAAUAUGUGUCAAACAUAAUUAAAAUGUCGUACAUACCCCACGAUUGGGUACACUACUACUACUACUACUGGAGAUAUUCGGAUGACACGGAAGCGCUUUCAUAACUUGCUGAAGUUAUACAGAAACAUUGGUCUUCUUCGAUUCAGGAAGAUCAUUUGGAUCUAUAGCUACGGACGGUGUGCUAGUGAUACCUUCGCAUAGAGACUACAUCAUACAAAAACAUGAAUGAAUCUUCUAUGAAGAUGAUUCUCGAGAGCGGUACUUCAUAAUUCAUUUCUUUCGCACUCUACCAAGGAAUAAUGCACUUUAGUGGAAAUGGAUUCUAAAAACGCCCAUGAAGUAGAGAGCCUUCACACACCAGACUCUGCUGCUUAAAGAAUAAAUGUACACAAAGAUUUUUUCGGCACGACGGCAUAGUUUUUAGACAGAUGCUGGAACAGAAGAUCGAUACUCAUAUUGAUUUCUUGAAACUACAAGUGUUAAGAAUGUAUAGCGACCCUACAUGCCUUGGAGUCGUUUUAUUCUUCUUGAGUCUUCCCAUAAAAUGAUACUGCGUUCUCAUAUGUGAUGACCAAGGAUCUUCCUCCACCACAGGGAUCUGUCAUCCUUUGCAGUUUUGUGGAUGUCCCAUGCAGUGCUAGACUGUGGACAGGGAUCAUCAUUUUUUCAUAGAGGCAGGCUCAUAUUUGAGGUUUAUAAAUAUCUGCUGGUACUAGCUUCAACAAAUUUUUUCUGUCUGUGUAAUUUUCUUGGUUGGCAAACUGUUACAGCUGCAUUCUUUCUGUACUAUAUUCUUCAUUGUGGAAAGGAUUCUACUAGAUGAUAGCCAACGGCAGGGACGCACGCUAAUGAGGAGAGGCGCCUCUCCGAAACACUACAGAAGAAAUCUUUUCUCUAAGUAGGAACCCUGAAAAUCAAAAUCAUUUGUUGAUAGUUGUAAUGUGGUAAGAGUUAUUAGUCUGGAAAAUAUAUUUCUAAGAGCGAGGCGGCAUAUCCUAGGAUGCUUUCGAGAUAGGCGUGAAUUAUCUUUGUGAACAGACACAGAGACUCGAACUCGAUCUAGAAGGCAAAGACAACGCAGAUGGCCCCAAAAAUCAAGGUGAAAGCGGAUCGCGUCUUCGGCCUACUACAUAGAGAUAGAUCAAUGAUCUCUACGCGUUUACAAGCCAAGACCACUUUAGAAACACCCAUCAAGUAAAAGCAAGCAGGCUAGCUAAUGCUAAAAUUAGUACCAAUACCAAUAGAUUAACCAUCCAACCAUCUAGCUACCUCCGACUUCAUCUUCGAUCAAAAUUACCAGAAUAUACCAUCAAUCUAGCUCCUACUUCAUCAAUCAAAUUAUAAGAGACAUAGCCAUCUCAUUUGGAAUGAACCUAAAGUUGGUUCUGAUUAGUUUCUUCUUGACCGUAUAUGAGGGCAUUGCACAGAGAACUGGCAGCUGGCGGCACACACUCCGAAAGCUCGUGGUUAAAUCUGAUGUCUUUGCUCGAGUAGUUCAAGUUGAAAUUAACUAGACGAAGAGAAACAACAUGAUAUCAAAGUAUAUUUAUUAUAAUCAACGUGGUGAAAUAGAGAUGUGAAAAAGCUAAGAUUACUAGCUGGAGCUACAACGGGUUCAACGCAACAACUAUCGCUCAACAAGGUUCAAUUUUUACUACUCAACAACUCAACUGCAUCAGACUUCAACCUAUAGAAGACACGAGCAGCAACAGACGAGCCAACCACAAUAGGAGUGCCACAGUGGUCGGCCCUUGAAUUAGCUUGCAUAGAUCAUUUCUCCCAUUCUCUCAUCGCAUUCGCAUUGUAAUUGUAUCGGGACCAACAUCAACAUAGGAAAAUAUUCUCGUAGUUAUAACUGUAGUGAUGUUGUACUUCUACCUGUAGACUGUAUGAUGUAGACAUACAAGCUCAAU